This is a messenger RNA of Synchiropus splendidus (mandarinfish), 4752 nucleotides long. RefSeq names its product RNA binding motif protein 41 (gene rbm41). The record is from RefSeq and is a predicted model, not a curated record. The transcript has 8 exons. Gene Ontology annotation, molecular function: U12 snRNA binding; pre-mRNA intronic binding. Bases 300 to 1601 code for a protein of 433 amino acids. Gene Ontology annotation, cellular component: U12-type spliceosomal complex. Gene Ontology annotation, biological process: mRNA splicing, via spliceosome. NCBI's taxonomy places the organism in Eukaryota, Metazoa, Chordata, Actinopteri, Syngnathiformes, Callionymidae.
CGGCUUUAUAGUGUCGGAUUUAACCGCACCCAGUCAAACAAACGAGGAUUGGAGAUGUUUCACGCGCAUCAGCGUGUUCCGACGGAUCCCUGUGGGCAAACAGUGACGUCAAAACCCUCCUCACUCCGCUCAAAAAUGUAUUUUUCCUACUCAGUCAUUAAAAUGUCGUCCUUGCAGCAACAGUUGCAGCUUGCAAUAAAAUUAUAUUUAUUUUAUAAAACCCUUCUGUGUGGCGUUCCCCGCCAAAAACUACAUUUCCCACAAGUCUACGCACCGGAAGUGUGAACACAAACCGGGAAAUGCGAAGGGUGAGCCGGCUGUCCUGCGACGAUGGUCCGCUUCUGGAGGAGCAGGAGACAGAGGGUCAGCGACAGCUGCACAACCUCCUGGUGCAGCAGCUCCACACUGGCGUGGACAUUGACCGAUGUGUGGCUAAGAGGCAGUGCUUCGCACCGGCUGCUCUUUAUCGGCCCUUUGGGGAGCAGGCAGCAGGCGUGAGGAGUCUCUCCCAGUUCCAGGCUUUACAGGACGGAGAGCAGGAGCUGGCCAGCCUGCGGGAACUCGGACUCACCGAUUCUGAGAUCCAGCUGUGGCAGAGCAGGAACGCCGCCGAGCCUUCUGAGCAGGGCCACGGUGUGUGCGCAGCUCCGGGGGCGAAACAGCAGCGCCUGCAGGUGAUACGGGAUAAGAUCGAUGCCAGGGCGGAGCUUCUGUCGCGGCCGCAACGCUUCGCCGCCAGCAGGCCGCUGUCUCGGCGGGAGAUGGAGAUUGAGCGAGCGCUUUUCCAGGGAAGCGAUCGACAGGGAUUCCUCAGUGCACUCUAUCACAGAGAUGAAGAUGCAGAUGGCCAGCAGGGGGCGCCGUCUUCAGACCCGAUGGAUUCUCUCUACAGAGAAGUUCUCGGAGAGGAGAAGCACAGAAGAGCGCUUGAAGACGUCCGGGAUGAAAACACUGCAGUGUCAUAUCAGUCUGAACAACCACAAAGCUCCCUUGGAGAUGACAGCCAAUCACAGUGCUCACACGACGGUGACAGCAAAUCACAGAGCUCCCACAAAGACGAAGAUCCACUCCACAACUCUCACAGAGCGGACAACAUGGAUGUUUUGGGUCUAACCGGUGAAUCGAGUUCGGACCUCCAAACCCAGACACCAGUACAGAUCGAUAUCCUCCAGCCGAUCAGGACUCUGUGCGGGAUGGGUGCAGGGUCAGCAGGUCCGCUCACGGUCAGAGGUGACAUCCAGGCUUUGAGCGACGAAGAGAUCUUGGCCAACAGAGACUCUGACGAGGUGAUCCGGAGCAUCCCGCGUUUUAGGAACUACCAGCCAGGCAAACCGUCCAAGAUCUUGUGUGUGAAGAACCUGAGCGCACAGGCAUCAGCAGCCCAGCUGGUGGCGCUGUUUUCCAGGUUUGAGGAGCCCGCUGGCCCUCCGGUUGUCUACAGACUGCUGACCGGACGUCUGAAGGGACAGGCCUUCAUCACGCUGCAGGAUGCAGAAACAGCCGGCAGAGCUCUGCAGCUGCUGCAUGGUUACCGGUUGCUAGGGAAACCUCUGGUGCUGGAGUUCGGCCGCGAGCGGCGGGAAGAAGAUCAGCACAAGUGAUUACGAGCAACACCCGUUCUUGUUUCUUCCCCGACUGGACCUGGUGUGCGCUGAGCCCCGAGCCUUCACUGGUGCUGCGCAUCAUUGUCUGCCCCCUGCUGGCUGGGCCACCCGCCUGCAUGGUCGGGUUCCGGAACGUCUGCGUGGUGGUCCGAAUGCCAUGUCCCGGCAUGGACCCGCCCACCGGGUAGGGGUACCCCCCUCCUAGCCGUCGCCCUCGACUGGCCUCCUGGCCUUCACCGCAGGACAUGAGCAGCAGCCCGCCGCCCAGCAUGGAGAUGAGCGCCGACGCCAGCCCCACGUACAGACACUCGCCCAGCUCUGACUUCAUGCUGGUCGGAACAUUGGGCCUGUAGAAGUUCUGGACCACCUCGUGUGUGGUCCACGCCACCGGGAUGAGACCCAGGAAUCCAGCCACCAGGAAGAGACCCCCGCCAGCGCCGGCCAGCCGACUCUUGACCGCCCCCGAGCCGUCCAGGCAGAAGGUGCACUGCAUCCCCAGCACGGCCACGGCCAGGCCCAACACCGACAACACCAGCGAGAUCACCAUGAGCGCCCGCGACGCCUGCAGGUCAGCCGACAGCGCCAGCAUGGAGUUGUAGGUCUCGCACUGAAAGGCGCCCGUGCUCUGGUACACGCACUCCAUCCACAGGCCGCGCAUGUUGGCCACCGCCGUGAUGAUGUUGGAGCCGAUGUGGGCCGAGAUCUGCCAGUAGGGCAGCACUGUGGCCACCAGGGUCCCCAGCAGGCCCACCAGGCCCAGGAAGAAACCCAUCAGCUCCAGAGCCGCCGACGCCAUGGUAACAGUGCACGAGGACGAGGUGUUGAGGAGCAGUCUGUGAGUGAUACGCAAGAGUGAGGACCAGUCUGAGGAGAGAAGAGAGCAGUGAGUGACUCUAAAACUCAUGUUCAUGGAGACAACACUGUCGUGAUCCUGUGGCACUGCUUUAUCACUUGCAAUUGAUAAGAUGUUUACAAAUCAUGUUUUGGAGAAAAAUGUAUUUUACUUUUAUUUAUUUACUUUUAUUUUGUCUCUAAUUGUGUGAGAAUGAAAUGAACCAAAAAAGUUGGUUUUCGCAAAAUAAUGUUAGAGGAAUAAUUUUAUUUAUUUAUUUUUUUAUUAUGUGAAGUGCAACAAACAAAAAGCUUUUGUCCAGGAUAGAUAAAAUAAUAUAUUUUGAAUGGAAAAGUGAUGGAAAAUAUAGGUAAAAAUUUAGAAAGAAAUUACAUAAACUUAAUUCAUACAAAAUAUCAUUAAUUAAAAAUAAACAAAAUAUUCCUCCAAAAUUCAAUAGCACGAUUUUAAAUAUAUAUAAAAACAAUAAACAUUUAGAUGCAAAAACACCAUCCAUUUUAAAUAUGAAAAUUAAAGUAAAAAUUAGAAAUCUAUACAUGUCCAUUAAAUAUGUCCAUUUAAGUCUCUUAACUAUUGAACUAGUUUGGUCCAAAAGAAAAGACAAAUAACAAGGACUGAGUGAUGCAUGUGUUGGCUUUAGUAAAUCUAGUUAACUGUCACUUUUGUAAUACAUUUCUUAAGUAGUAAAAAGAUGUUAUAGACACCCUGCGUAUGUAGAAAUAUAAAAGUAAUAUUGACUUUCCAGGUUUCAGGGCCAUUCAGGUUUCCUCACCUGAGAGAGACGUGGCUGUCUGUCUGAGGGUGACCACCACCACGAUGAUGAUGAUGAAGAACGUUCACCGCUGGUUUCUCCUCUCAGACUGGCACUCGUUCCUCAGACGUCCACAUAGUCGCAGCCUUUCUGACGCUGAGGAGGUGAGAAAGGUGAAGUGCUGAUGAAGAAGGAACAGAUAACCAGUGCUGCUGACAGUGACUGCCGUGACACACGGUAGAGAACGUUCCCAAACACACUGUGACACACAAGCGGUCGCAGAUCAACACGCAGUCAAUGAUUCACUCUGUCUUCAGUGACUCCAAACAUCAACAAAGAUAAUGACACUGCAAGCGAUGGAUAUCAUUUAAAAGUUGUUUUUCAUAUUUAAAAAGUUAACUGCAGUAUGGUGCAUUAAAUAGUUUAUAAAGAUGUAAUAGUUCAUGUAUUACCAUUAAAUAAUGAAAAUAAAUUGCUUAACUUUGUUAUUAAUGUUUUUCAUACAGAUGAUAAAUAAAUAAAGUUUGUGAUGUCUAUGUAUUAAACAGACGUUUAUUCAUGUUUUUGAGGAAUAAAAUGUUUAGAAAUAUUAUUGAAAUAUAUCGAUUUCAUGUCGGGUAAAACCAAAUACUUUAAUUUAGUUAAAAAAGAAGAAGAAAAACUCAUGAGGGGAAAAACAUUUUCAAAUUCCCGAGGAAAAGGAAAAUAAAAAGUUGAAAAAUGCCAACAAAUGAAUGUGAAAAUAAACUAUAAUAUUCUGAAAACAUCCUGUUGAAUUAAUCAACAAAAACAAUGAGCAAGAACAUAAUAAUAAAAGAGGAAACUUCAAAUGGUUAAUUUAAAAAAGGAAAAAUAAUGCUCAUAUAAAUGCAAAUUGUAGGAAAAUAUUUUUGGGGUAUAUUCGUAAACAAUUUCGAAACUUACAUAUAUGAACAUUUAAAACAAAUUGCCGUUUGUUAUGGUUCAAUACUUGAUCAUAAUUACAUAUAUGUUUUCAUUUAUUCUGCUGUCAUGAUGAUGAUGAUGAUGCAGCAAAAUGAUUUUAUUCACAACAGCCAUUAAUCCAUCCUGGUAUUUCAUCCAAAGCUAAGAAACUGAAUAAAUCUGCCCUCUCCACUCGCACAACUCACUUCUCUGGUUAGUGAAAGUUUUUCCAGAUUAUAUCCACUGCCACCACACGUCCCUUUCUGCUGUGUCAGCAUCUUCCCGCCGGCAGACUGAAGUGAUAGAAACCUACCGUGUCCGAUAAUCCCCCGGUCCUCCCGAUCAUUUUAUCUCUGAUGGCUCUGGAUGUGUCGCUGAUCUUCAGAGUUGGGAAUCACAUGGCAGCAGCGGCAGCAUCAUAAUGGGAUUAUCGUGUAAUCCAGCUGCCGCGAGGUCAACGUCCACCCGCCGGGGAACACUGGCCCUUUAUUGUGGCCCACAGAGAGACUUUAUCCGCCAAUGCUGCAUAUUCAUGCGUCCGCUCAGGUCGGAGGGUGACUCGGCUCCGCUUUUAAUCUGAGGGGACAACGCCGGGAUUAUCAUCAUGCACGGGGACAAAG